Messenger RNA from Quercus robur (English oak), 2205 nucleotides. Its product is annotated as protein NRT1/ PTR FAMILY 2.13-like. Gene Ontology annotation, molecular function: transmembrane transporter activity. Gene Ontology annotation, cellular component: plasma membrane. The record is from RefSeq and is a predicted model, not a curated record. The transcript has 4 exons. Gene Ontology annotation, biological process: transmembrane transport. Bases 201 to 2078 code for a protein of 625 amino acids. Lineage: Eukaryota; Viridiplantae; Streptophyta; Magnoliopsida; Fagales; Fagaceae.
UAUUGUGUCUGACUAAAUUUCGUCACCCAUUUAAUAUCAUCCCCACCCUCACCACCUCUUCCCUUCAUACAUAUUUGUGCUAUAUAUAGGUUAUACAUUCUUGCCUUAACUCAAACCUCAUCAAAGUGAGCGCCUCUAUGUGACUUGAAAGGAGUGCUAAAGAUAAUAAAAAAGUAGUCUAAAUCAGAAAUAUAGUAGUAAUGGCUCUUGAGGUUACGAAGCAACAGUCAGCAAGCUCAUCAUCUUGGUCAUUCUGCAACAUGAAAUGCUUACCAAUCAUACCUUCAAGAUUAUCAUCAUCAUCAAAGGAACAGCAGCAACAACAACAACAAAGGGAUGGCAAAGUCUUAUCAGAUUCAGAUACAAAGCAAAGAAAGCCUGGUGGUUGGAAGGCUAUGCCCUUCAUCUUAGGAAAUGAAACGUUUGAAAGGAUGGCAUCUUUUGGAUUGUUGGCGAACUUUAUGGUGUAUUUGACCAGAGAGCUUCACAUGAAUCAAGUUUCUGCAGCCAAUAUUCUUAACCUAUGGGCUGGUGUCUCAAAUUUUGCACCCUUGCUUGGUGCCUUCAUCUCUGAUUCCUAUGUGGGCCGCUUCAGGACUAUUGCUUUUGGAUCCUUCGCAUUAUUUUUAGGAAUGCUGACUGUGACUUUGACGGCCUGGCUGCCAGAGCUUCAUCCUCCCCAAUGCACCAAACAAGUGCAAAAAUUGGGUCAAUGCAUAGGUCCAACCAAAGCUCAACUGGGUAUUCUAAUAAUGGGUCUUGGCUUUUUGUCCAUAGGCUCAGGUGGGGUUAGGCCAUGUAGCAUUCCUUUUGGUGUGGACCAGUUUGAUCCAACUUCUGAUGAAGGAAGAAAAGGAAUCAACAGCUUCUUCAAUUGGUACUACACCACAUUCACGGUGAUCUUGUUGUUCACUCAAACUGUUGUGGUUUAUAUCCAAGACUCUGUUAGCUGGGUCAUUGGCUUUGGCAUGCCAACCUUGUGCAUGUUAUUCUCAAUCAUAUUAUUCUUCAUUGGAACAAAGAUUUAUGUGCAUGUCAAAGCAGAAGGAAGCCCACUUUCUGGCAUUUUUCAAGUUCUUUCUGCAGCUUAUAAGAAGCGUGGGAUUAAGCUUCCAUUGGACAGUGAAGUAGGUCCAAUCUUUUAUGAUCCUCCACUGAAGGGGAUUGUAUUGACAAAGCUUCCUCUCACCAACAAUUAUAGAUUCUUAAACAAAGCUGCAAUGGUAUUAGAAGAGGAUGAACUAAAGCCCGAUGGGACUUGUGUGAAUCCAUGGAGGCUCUGCGCCAUACAGCAGGUCGAAGAGGUCAAAUGCUUGAUUAGAAUCAUCCCAAUUUGGUCUGCUGGAAUCAUUAGCCUCAUUUCAAUGACACAACAAGGAACAUUCACUGUGUCACAAGCCCUUAAAAUGGAUCGUCACCUUGGACCACACUUCCAAAUCCCAGCAGGCUCAAUGGGAAUCAUAUCAUUCAUCACAAUAGGGCUAUGGCUCCCAUUCUAUGAUCGAUUCCUAAUACCAGCCCUUAGAAAAAUCACAAAACAUGAAGGUGGAAUCACACUUCUCCAAAGAAUGGGAAUUGGGAUUGUGUUUUCAAUUCUAUCAAUGGUUGUAGCUGGAUUGAUUGAAAGGGUGAGAAGGGCCUCAGCUAUGUUGCACCCACAACCCUUAGGGGUUGCACCAAUGUCAGUCAUGUGGCUAGCACCACAGCUUAUUUUGAUGGGGUUUUGCGAGGCUUUCAAUAUCAUUGGACAGAUUGAAUUCUUCAACAGGCAGUUUCCUGAGCACAUGAGAAGCAUUGGGAAUUCACUUUUUUCUUGUUCCUUUGCUGGAGCUAGCUACCUGAGUAGCAUUUUGAUCACCAUUGUUCAUCAUGCCACCAGAACGAAAAGCAGGCCUGAUUGGUUGACCAAUGAUAUUAACGCUGGAAGACUGGAUUAUUACUACUUCGUUAUUGCAGGGAUGGGAGUCCUGAAUUUGAUAUAUUUUGUAUACUGUGCUAAAAAUUAUAGUUAUAGGGGCAGUUUGCAAAAGGAAGAUGAGCCUUAUGUGGAUGUGGAACUUAGUUCGAUCAAAGCCUGAAUGUGAUCUCCUAAGUUUUACGUACGUAGCUUUAUUAUGAGUUUUCUUAAACUCUUUUACUUGUAAUCUAAGCUUGUAAUUAGUACAUAAUUAAUAAAGGUGAUAUUAAUGUUGGACUUACAUAAAA